AUGAUGGCCCAGUCCAAGGCCAAUGGCUCGCACUACGCGCUGACGGCCAUCGGCCUGGGGAUGCUGGUCCUGGGCGUCAUCAUGGCCAUGUGGAACCUGGUGCCCGGCUUCAGCUCCGGCGAGAAGCCCCCCGCGCAGGGCAGCAACAAGACGGAAGUGGGCAGCGGCAUCCUCAAGAGCAAGACGUUCUCGGUGGCCUACGUGCUGGUGGGGGCCGGCGUGAUGCUGCUGCUGCUCUCCAUCUGCCUGAGCAUCCGGGACAAGCGGAAGCAGCGGCAGGGCGAGGAGAUGGCGCACAUCCAGCACCUGCCGGGGCCCGAGACGCACGCCCCCGAGGAGGACAGCCAGGAGGAGGAGGAGGAGGCCUCGUCCAGGUACUACGUCCCCAGCUACGAGGAAGUGAUGAACACCAACUUCCCCGGAGCCCGGGAGCCGGACCACAGCCCGCGGAUGAGCAUCUCUCUCCCCUCCUACGAGUCCCUGACGGGGCUGGACGAGACGAGCCCCACGACCCCCCGGGCCGACGCCGAGGGGCACCCCCCCGACAGGCAGAACUCCAAGCUGGCCAAGCGCCUGAAGCCGCUGAAAGUGCGAAGGAUUAAGUCCGAGAAGCUCCACCUCAAAGACUUCAGGAUCAACCUCCCGGACAAAAACGCCCCUCCACCCUCCAUCGAGCCUCUGACGCCCCCGCCGCAGUACGACGAGGUCCAGGAGAAGGCCCCCAACACCCGGCCCCCCGACUGA
Pipistrellus nathusii (Nathusius's pipistrelle) is the source of this 744-nucleotide messenger RNA. The record is from the annotation of a GenBank genome assembly. Lineage: Eukaryota; Metazoa; Chordata; Mammalia; Chiroptera; Vespertilionidae.